CUGGAAGCCCGUCCCAUUCCCUGCAUAUCCAUGCUGAAGGAGGAGGAGGAGGAGGAGGCGGCGUACAGCGCUUUUGUUACCUGUAUUAGUCUACCUGGCUGUUUGUAAGUUAGUGACAUGGUCUGAGUUUAAGAUGUGUCUCAAAACAUAGACACGGCGAGCCAUGUACAGCAGCUUUAAAGAGAACAACAUCCACUGGGUUCGCAGGGCACCGCAGUGAGCGCAACGUCUACCUGCAAGGCGCAGCAAGUGGGAAUAGUUAAUUAGGUUUUACCGUCAAAGUAAGGACGAAUAGGAGGCACUUCCUCCAAGAACUCGUUCACCUUUCAAGUCCGACCCUCUCUCAAGUUUCAUUUUGGAGUUCUUAUCCACCUUUCAGGAGGUCGCCAUCAGCAUCUCACCUGUACUAUGGAUUUCGCGCGGUCGAAGAUUUCCAAGGAGCUUCAGCUUGAUGUCGCGGAAAAUAGGCGGUAUACGUGUAUCUGGAAGGGUUAGGGGAACCUGCCAAUGUGAACGGAAAGCGUGGCCACUUUAUGUUACAGUGCAUGGCCUCUGGACAAAGUGGUAACGAUCAUGCACAAGCCCCCCCGAAAGUGGAGUCUCUACGUGUUCCUGUGUUUUGGCAUCAUAUACCUGAGACUCGGGGCCCUGUCCUCGGUGGUGGCUCUGGGUGCCAACAUCAUCUGCAACAAGAUUCCGGGGCUGGCCCCUCGCCAGCGGGCCAUCUGCCAGAGCCGCCCAGACGCCAUCAUUGUUGUGGGCGAAGGCGCCCAGAUGGGCAUCAAUGAGUGUCAAUACCAGUUCAGAUAUGGACGGUGGAACUGUUCGGCGCUGGGCGAGAGGACAGUCUUCGGUCAGGAGCUCCGAGUAGGCAGUCGGGAAGCAGCCUUCACCUACGCCAUCACAGCGGCAGGUGUGGCCCACGCCAUCACAGCGGCGUGCAGCCAGGGCAACCUGAGCCAGUGCGGCUGCGACCGGGAGAAGCAGGGGUAUUACAAUCAGGAGGAAGGCUGGAAGUGGGGAGGCUGCUCGGCUGACAUCAAGUAUGGCAUCGAGUUCUCACGGCGCUUUGUGGAUGCCCGAGAGAUUAAAAAGACUCCUCGUCGCCUGAUGAACUUGCAUAACAAUGAGGCAGGCAGAAAGGUUUUAGAAGAAAGGAUGAAGCUAGAGUGCAAGUGCCACGGCGUCUCUGGCUCCUGCACCACCAAGACGUGUUGGACUACGCUUCCAAAGUUCCGCGAGAUUGGCUACGUACUCAAGGACAAGUACAACGAAGCCGUGCACGUGGAGGUAGUCCGGGCUAGCCGACUGCGCCAGCCCACCCACCUCAAGGUGAAGCAGACUCAGGGCUACCGCAAGCCCAUGGAGACGGACCUCGUUUAUAUUGAGAGGUCACCCAACUACUGCGAGGAGGACGCGGCUACAGGGAGCGUGGGCACGCAGGGACGCCUGUGCAACCGCACCUCGCCACAUACGGACGGCUGUGACCUUAUGUGCUGCGGCCGGGGCUACAAUACACACCAGUACACCAAAGUGUGGCAGUGCAAUUGUAAGUUCCAAUGGUGCUGCUUCGUCAAGUGCAACACGUGCAGCGAGAGGACGGAGGUGUUUACCUGCAAGUAAGGACACAGGGGACUCAGUGCCAAGAAGUGAGGCGCCAAGGACUAGCUGAAUGAGGAAGACCUGAGAGAGCGAGACAAAAGCGCGUCUUCGACCAGUGGGCGAUUUAAAGAUAAAGAAAAGGAAUCUACACUAUCAGCUCUUCACGGCAUCGUUUUGCACAGCAGAAUCUAUCUAAUUGCUUUUCAGAAAGUAAAUGCUAAAUAUCAGUAGGUAAUACCCCAGACCUUUACUGUCACAUAGGGACUGUUCUCAUGUACUGAUGUAUCCAUGGUGAAGUUGGGACUGCAGGUAAAGAAUGAGACCCUCGUGGGAACUGUGCUUUGCACUCUUUGGAUCUCCUUGGAUUUGUAAUUGCUGACUUCACAAGAGACUUGCAAGAGGAACUCACAGUAGCAUGGGAGCUGAUCAAAACAAGAGGUGACGGUCGAGUCUUUGAUUUAAAAACUUUUAUGGGUUUUUGUCGUAUUUUCACUAAAGGGGAGCAUAAGUGAAUCUUGACAUGAAUGACCCCCCUCUCCCCCCUCUCCCCACCCUAGAUUGACUGGGGCUUAUGUUGGAAGUCUGUAGAAAUGAAGAACUUUUUGUAAGUAUGGUGCAAUGGGGUGCGCCAAAAUCUGAGUGGAGAACUCUGUUAAACCCUCUGCUGCCAACUGGAAUAUGGUGGAGUAUGUUAGUUUUCCAGUCACACUGGAACUGUCUGUUCUGAACACUGAAAAUAAAUUGUCUAUUUAUGUAAUAGUAUCUUAAAACGAAGCACUAACGGGUAGAGAUGUCUUUUUUUGUACUAAGUGUAAAGAAAAUACUUUUUAGAAACUCUGACUGAAGAUGUGUGUCUCUUAGAAGAUGUCCCAAAUCCCAAUCCCUAAAACACCUAAUCUUUUCCUUAAAAUAAGAAUGAAAUUGCAUUGCUACUGGUGUGUUGACAACAAAAUACAGCAUUACGGUGUAUGGUUUCACUUUCAGACACGUUGGUUCUAUGUUAUUGUAGCAUAGUAUGUUUGCAGUCCUUUUCCCCUGAGCAGUAACAUCUAUUUGGAUGAUUUUGCAAUUUCAGUUAAGCGACAGUAGCAAAGAAACACAUUUAACUGCAGAGAUCCUUCCUAAAUUCAUUAAACAUGAACAUUAAAACUGUGCUGGAUGUGUCGUCGAGUGCUACAUCUACAUUUUCUAUCCAGAUACAACUCAUUAGCAACUAAAUCAGCUCCCAUUAGACUCAUUUUGAUAGUUUAAUGCUAAACCACAAGUUGAUGCCGAGUCUACACGACUGCAAAGCAGAAUUUGUAAGGUCAGUUUGGGUCUGAUGAUUCACAUUUGCUUAUUCUCAUGAGGUCUGUAGGUGGAUUUGGCUUUUUGCUCCUAUAGAUCUCUUCUGUCCCCAAAAGCUGAAUAAGGAAAAAAGUCAAAAAGUUGAGAAAGGUUGUAAAAUGUUUAGACACUUGAUCCAAACCACUUUGUUGGUAAAGGCACAAAAAAAUACUUGUCUCUGUUCCCCCUCCUUUUUAAAUGAGUCAGCAAUCCCAUGUCACACUUGGUAAGUAAAAUAUUUUUAUAAUUAAUCGGGAAGAAAACUAUAAAUGUGAGGUUCUGUAACUAUACUAACAAAAUACACAGAAAGUCAACAACGAGACAGAAAAGGUCAGCGAGCCCUGGUGUUGAGAGGGUGUUUAACUCCCCUUCAAACCAUAAAUUAUUGCGCUUGUAUCUCGUAUCUGAUUUUGCAGAAAUGAGCUGUGUUCAUAGUUCAGCUUUAGAAGCAUUGGUUGAUGUAUUUUUAUUAUUAUUAUUUUUAUUUUUUUUAUUUAGAGAAAGUCAAGGAAGCUAUUUCAUCCUUUAUACCAAGCUAAGCUUAUUGUCUCCUGCCUCUGGCUCCAGACUCAUCUAACAGUAAAGAAAGGGAAUAAGAACAUUACAUAAAGUUGUUUUUUUUUGUUUGUUUGUUUUUUUUAUCCGAUAAGGGGAACAGUUCAUUUUUGGCUGAGAACAGGCGGUACUUUGUGGCACUUUAAGUUAUAACCACUUUUUUUGUUGGCAUGUUGAUGCUUUCGCCUUCUAUUCAGCUUUAAUCUACAAUAUUCGAGUCAUGUGAGGUUUACAGACUGUAUAGGCCAGUUCAUCUUUUGGUUUACAUACUAAUUUAUAGGAUUAGAAUGUAGAAUAAAACUUUUGCACAUCAGUAACCACACAUCUUAGACUCUGUCUGCUAGUCUUGCACUUUGCAUGAUUAGCGCCAUUAAGUAUGUUGUAUUUGCAUCUCUAUUUAUUUUAUUACAGUUGAGGUGCAGCUGACAAUGACUGUAUACAGCUGUCAUGUAAGUUCUUGUGCAUUUUUUACUCAGUUAAAUAAGUUAUUAAUAUAAAAUAUCUAGUAUAUAUUCUAAUUCUGACAUGUAUUUUCUUCUAAAAUAGAUUAAAUAAUUCAAGCUGGAGACAUAUUAAAAAAAACACACACACACACACACAAAAAAUCAUGUUUCCUCUGAUAAGGAUGCAAAUACAUUUCCACACACGAAAAGCUGAUGUGUCUUUGAUUUAUUGACAAAUUUUAUUAUGAAUCACACAAGAAAGCUUCUCCUCGAGCCCCGAGUGAGGAAUCCACAUUCUUUGUUUUAUUGCUCGACGCCUGUUGGUACAAGAACGUUCCCGCUCAGUGCUCAGUUGCCCAUAUCGGCUGUUCCAGCAAACAUCCAGAGCUAUUAUUUUCAUAAAUUUUUUCCCUUCGAAGAAAAACACGUGCAUUAAAUCUGUUCAUUGUGUGUGUCCAGGUUGGAAGCCAAACUUUAUGUCGACGUCUGUUAUUCAAACAUUCCAACCACCCUUAAUAUAGUAACUGGCAAAUGCAUUAGGAAGCAUAAAUCAUUAAAAAUCAAAAAUAAAUAAAUCAAGCAGUGUGACGUUAUUUUGUACACAGCACAUGUUCAUAAUAUGCUGUGGUCUUCUGUCUUGAUUGUGGCACGCAUGGAACAUGAGACACUUGCGUCUCCCAGAAUGGAAAGGAGCUUCUCCUCUACGUCCGUGAAGCAGAGAUGUGAUUGAAACAACAACAAAAAGAGAAAGACGUAACAAGGAGUAACGGGGUUCACUGAAUACACGCAAAAAUAAAAGUAAAACCCCACUAACUGUGUUGAAUUUCAUUAUUUGUGAAAUCGGAAUUGGGUUUUAUGUAAGGAUGAAGAGCAGCGUUUUGUUGCCGUUGUAUUUAUUUAUUUUUUUUAGAUUCAUUUGGGUUUUCUUGCUCGGGCGGUCAUGUUAAUUUUCUGUUAUGGUUUGAAAGGCAGAUGGCAUUAGUAGCGUGUUCUCAGAGUCCAUAUGGCAGACUGCGUGUCAAGGAUAAACUGAAUGAGGACUUGGUACACAGGAUGAAAAGAUAACUGCCUCAACACUCGAGCCCCCUCGUGCUUUCCGCGCUGGCAGAGCCGCUCAGAGUCACUAAAUGGGAAGAGGACCUUCAUGCAAAUGACCCGAUGUGAAUAGGAAGUGCCUCAGUGUGCCUCUUGUUUUUAGACACACAAACAAGAGUGUAGUUCUUUUGUGAGGGUGUUUUUGAGAUGGAUGGGAUGGCUUGAUGAAAGGAGGUGCAUGUGUAGCCGGAAACUGCAAGUGAAAAGAGUGGUUAUUUAGGAGAGGAGCUAAUUGAGAGUGGUUUGGAGAAAGAGCGGGUACACUAUAUAAGUAGGAGCAGCUGUUGAAGCAAGUUGGGGACUGGGUGCAGUAAAAAAAAAAAAAAAAAAAAAAA
Mugil cephalus (flathead mullet) is the source of this 5356-nucleotide messenger RNA. It is a transcript of the gene wnt7bb, whose product is annotated as wingless-type MMTV integration site family, member 7Bb. NCBI's taxonomy places the organism in Eukaryota, Metazoa, Chordata, Actinopteri, Mugiliformes, Mugilidae. Gene Ontology annotation, molecular function: frizzled binding; cytokine activity. Bases 574 to 1623 code for a protein of 349 amino acids. Gene Ontology annotation, biological process: canonical Wnt signaling pathway; neuron differentiation; positive regulation of JNK cascade. The record is from RefSeq and is a predicted model, not a curated record. Gene Ontology annotation, cellular component: extracellular region. The transcript has 4 exons.